UCUUGCUAUUUGUAACUGUUUUGGGCUUCCUUUUACACUUUUAUUUCGUUCAGGCAUAUAUCAAACACCUUCAAGUUCCUUCACUAUAUCACCUUCUUGAGUAUGGAAUUGAAAGAGUUCAGAACCCGAAGCUAUGAGGAACAAUAUGAUAGAGCUCAAGUGGAAGAUCUUGAGAGAAGAUGCGAGGUAGGGCCAGCAGAAAGCGUGUUUCUCUUCACAGACACUAUGGGUGACCCCAUUUGUAGGAUUCGAAACAGUCCCAUGUACACCAUGCUGGUAGCAGAGUUGGACAAUGAAUUGGUUGGUGUCAUUCAAGGCUCUAUAAAAGUGGUCACAGUUCAUGGUCAUCCUCCAAAGGAUUUGGCAAAGGUGGGGUAUGUCCUUGGCUUAAGGGUAUCUCCCAAUCAUCGAAGACAAGGGAUUGGAUUCAGCCUAGUUCGAAGGUUAGAAGAAUGGUUCAUUUCCAAAGAUGUGGACUAUGCAUAUAUGGCUACAGAGAAAGACAACCAUGCCUCUGUUAGUCUCUUCAUGAACAAGUUUGGCUACACCAAGUUUAGGACUCCAGCUAUUCUUGUAAAACCUGUGAACCAUCAUUCCUUUCAAAUCCCAUCCAACAUUGAGAUAGUUAGGCUGAAGAUUGAACAGGCUGAAUUCUUGUAUAGAAGAUUCAUGGGCUCCACUGAGUUCUUCCCCAAUGACAUAGAUAAUAUACUUAGGAACAAGCUAAGUUUGGGGACAUGGGUGGCCUAUUUCAAAGGAGAUAUUGGUUGGGGUGAUUUUGGGUCACAUGGACAAGUCCCAAGUAAUUGGGCUAUGCUUAGUGUAUGGAACAGUGGGGAAAUAUUCAAGCUAAGGCUAGGGAAAGCACCUAUUUCUUGCUUGUUAUACACAAAGAGUUGGUGCUUGAUUGAUAAAAUAUUCCCAUGCUUGAAAUUGCCUACUUUACCUGAUUUCUUCAACCCAUUUGGGUUCUACUUCAUGUAUGGGGUGUACCAUGAAGGUCCAUUCUCUGGGAAGCUAGUGAGGGCCUUGUGUCAGUUUGUGCAUAACAUGGCUGCUGAGUCUAAGGAUGAGAAUUGCAAGAUCAUUGUGACUGAAGUUGGAGGAAGAGAUGAGCUCAAUCAUCAUAUCCCACAUUGGAAAUUGCUCUCAUGCCCUGAGGACUUGUGGUGCAUAAAGGCAUUGAAAAAUGAAGGGACAAACACGUUCCAUGAAUUAACCAAAACCCCACCAACAAGAGCUCUUUUUGUAGACCCAAGAGAGGUUUAAAGUAUGAUCUCAAAAAGAAAUAAAAUUAAAUUAAAAAAGUAAUAAAAGGAGGGGACAAAAAAAAAAAAAAGCUUGGAAAACAUCUUCACCUUAAAUUUUUCUUUUCUUUUCUUGGCUUUGUCUAAGAACCAAAGCCCACAUCGUGUAUUGUCUUGAUAAGUCCAUCUAUCUCUUCUGGUGGGGGUUUUUCUCUAGUUCCUUUCCCAUCGGUGACACAAAAUCUCAAAAGAUAUCCAUAAUUUAGGUGCCACACUUCGAUGUCCUUCUUAGCAAUUCCAUCUUGUGCCUCAUGACUCUGACUAAUCAAUUAGCCUGGUGGUCCAAACUUUGUCCCUUCCCCUCAGGUAAAAAUUUGAGAUGGACCCUCCUCCCUCACUUUUUUGCAUCUCAUCGAGAUAUGGUCAUGGUAACAUCUAUGUCAUCACUGAAAGAAAAAAGAGUUUUUGAGCCAUUUUAUGUGAGAUCAUGAAAGUAAUCUUAUUCUAUUCAAGUCAGAGUACGUUAGACAACUUAAUCUGUUCCAAUAUAAGGAAAAAUUAAGCUCAGUAUUUGAAGUCUCAGAUGGUUGGUUUCUCCUUAUUCAUUUGUUCUGGAGCAUUAUUGUCCCUGACUACAUGAGAAUUGUUGAUGGUCUAAAGUUGACAUAGCUCGUGGGAAUCAACCAAAAAAUAAAGACUUGGCAAGGGUUUUUUUCACUUUUCACCAUUAAUGCAAAUGUUGGAGUUAAUUAGGGACCUAGUUCUCAGUUAGAACCACAAAGAGCUAGUUGGACUAAUGAAAU
Gastrolobium bilobum is the source of this 2050-nucleotide messenger RNA. Its product is annotated as probable N-acetyltransferase HLS1-like. NCBI's taxonomy places the organism in Eukaryota, Viridiplantae, Streptophyta, Magnoliopsida, Fabales, Fabaceae. Bases 103 to 1269 code for a protein of 388 amino acids. The transcript is spliced from 2 exons. The record is from RefSeq and is a predicted model, not a curated record. Gene Ontology annotation, molecular function: acyltransferase activity, transferring groups other than amino-acyl groups.